Molecule: messenger RNA, 2543 nt
Organism: Didymodactylos carnosus
Lineage: Eukaryota; Metazoa; Rotifera; Eurotatoria; Philodinida; Philodinidae
Source: the annotation of a GenBank genome assembly
AUGUCAUUAGCCACAGGCGAGCAUAGCAAGUCAGAAGGCAUAUUUGCUUUGGCUCAAAAUCUUUCAAACACAACCCAACUAAUUGGAAAUAUUGGGCAAAAUACCGACAAAUAUUUCCAGUAUCUUCCAUUAAUUACAAGACAACAGGCAGAUCAAAAGUCAAUAUUUAGUUCUCUGUUUUCAGCCGCAGAGAGUAGCGCGAAAAAAUUCGAAAUCGGUGAAAAAUUUUCGCUUGAUCAUGUGUAUAGUCAUGAUAAUCGUACGUUGGUGCCAGAUAAGCCCAUUCAUGUGAAAUCGAUUGAAGCUGAACGAUUAUAUGACGUCACUUCAGUGACAGAAUUUCUCUAUCCAUAUCUGUAUACGAUAAAACUUGAAUAUGCCGGUUCACACGAAUGGACAAUUUACAAACGUUAUAAAGAUUUUCACAAACUGCAUAAAAAAUUACUUGAUUACGCUGAAAAAGAAACACAACAGUCAAUUGAAGCUUUGAAUAGAUCACAAGAAGAAAAUAAAGAUCGACCGUAUUUUCCAACAAGAAACGAACGCUUAGCAUUCGUCACGGAUAAAACAAUAAACCAACGUUCUGCCUCUUUAAUGAAGUAUUUAAAUACACUUCUUCAACAGCCAAACUAUAUUAUUCAUCCAGCUGUUAGUGACUUUCUUGAAAUAAGCUACAUAACUUUUGUUCAUGGACUAGAUGUUAGCAGAAAAGAAGGUUAUUUACAUCAACAGUUACCUACUGAUGAAUAUCAUGGAUGGAAGCGAAUUUUUCAUAUACCGUUUAUAUUUGAUACGUGGAAAUUUGGGCAAGAAAAUUGGUUUGUUGUAAAAGAUACAUAUUUAACCUAUAUAAAUCCGACAACACAUAGUAUCCGAACGCCAUUUUUGGUUGAUAAUGCAUUCAAAAUCGAAACGGAUUUAAAACACGUUCGAACAAAAGACGGUAUCAAAGUAACAAAUUCUCAGCGAUCCCUGAUUCUGAAAUGUAAAGAUAAAUAUCAUAAACAAGAAUGGACUAACAUAUUACAAGAGCUUAUUCAGAAAAAUUCAACAACAUUUUGCCGAGGAAAUCAGUUUAAUUCAUUUGUACCAAUGAGAGAACAACAACUGGGACAAUGGUUCAUGAACGGUAAAGGUUACAUGGAGGCCGUUGCAAAGGCGAUCAUGAAAGCAAAAGAAGAAAUAUAUAUAACGGACUGGUGGUUGUCUCCAGAACUAUGGCUGAUCAGACCGGGUGAUAAACCCAUAUAUAGAUUAGAUAAUUUACUUGAAGAAAAAGCUGAUGAAGGCGUUCGCAUCUAUGUUAUGUUAUUCAAAGAAAUGGAAUUAGCUUUGGGCAUCAAAAGCGCAUAUUCAGAGAAAAUAUUGACGUCGAAAAAUAAGGAGAAUAUCAAAGUGAUUCGCCAUCCAGAUCACUUUAUUACGGGUGGAAUUUCGAUCAACUGGCUUUGGUCUCAUCAUGAAAAAUGUGUUAUUAUCGAUCAGAAAUUAGCUUUUAUCGGUGGAAUUGAUUUGUGUUACGGAAGAUGGGAUGACGAUGAAAUGAAAUUGGUUGAUUUGGGUAAUGAAAAUAUUUUAGAAUUAAAAACAGCUGGGCAGCUUGCUGCUGACAAGACAACUAGUAAAACAGACGAAUCAACUACAAACGAUGAAAUUAUUGCUAAAAAUUCACCUGUUCCAACGGAUGGAGAUAUUGAUGCAAAUUCAAAAAAAGCUGAAGUCGAAAUACCGGAUGUAAACGCUGUUAUACCAAAAAAGGAAUGGUCAAAAUCAGUAUUAGUCAAUAUAGGCAUUCAGAUUGUCAAUUAUCUGUUGUUUAUUUUGCGUUAUUUCUCCAUCAUAUUCCAACAAAAGCCAGACAAACAUGGAGGAUCAGAAGAAGAAAAGGAGGAAGAACAUCAGGUUAAAAAGCUUCGAGACUGGCUUAAACUACAACGAAAAAUGAUGAAAAAAAAGAGGAGCAAUGAUGAAAACGAAAUUCUUCUCUUGGAGGAUAAGGAGGAAAAUGAAUCAGCAGCACCAGCUCCUAGAGCAGACGUAAAAUAUUUUAUUGGAAAAGAUUAUUCAAAUUCUUAUGUUAAAGAUUUUGAAAAUUUAGAAGACUUUAGUGCAGAUUUUAUCCAGCGAAAGGAUAUUGUUCGUACGCCAUGGCAUGAUGAGGCGUUAGUUGUAGCUGGAGAAGUUGCUCGGGAUGCAGCCAGACACUUUAUACAACGAUGGAAUACUCAUAAGCGUGAAAAAUAUUUAUAUGAUGAUUCGUACCCAUUUCUGUUACCAAAAACGUAUAAUAACAAGGAGGAAUUGACAGUAAAUAACUGGAGUCAAUUUCUUAAUACGAAACCAAUUCAAAUUAAUGCACAAACCGAAACGGGUCGGGUGGACCCGCGGGUCGGGUCUGAUCCGAUUGUCUCGGGUCGGGUUCGGGUCAAUGUAAAAAAUAUUGGUUCGGGUCGGGUCAAAGGAAAAAAAAUUUCGGGUUUUAUUCGGGUCUUGCCACUAGAACACAAAUCAAGAGAGUUUCGUCGGUUACAAUUCACUCUUCU